UGAUGCCACGCGCGCGCUGGCGGCGGCGGCUCCCGGAGGUUGGGGGGGACGGGUUCGCGCCUGCGCAGUGCGCGCACCACCACCACCACCGGCGAAUGAAGCGCAGAGCCCCGAGGGCGGAUGAGGCAGUUGCGUGGGUGACUGUCCACGGGCAAGAUCAAGAACAAUGGGACUCCGAUGCUAGAGUGUCAUGGGUGGUAUAAGAUUCCACUAUUUCUGUUAUGGAUGUCUGUUUUCUUCUUUGAUUUGGACCUUCCUCCUUUUCGUCUAUUUCAAUUUAAACUGGGAAAAAUAUACUUUGAAUAAUGUGCCCUUCCAGGGGAAUCCAGGUGUUGCUCAGAAUUUCCAGCCUCCAAUAACUCGGAGUCAAAAAUGGUUUCCUGAAUUUCUGCAACAAGGGGAUAAGUUUAUGAAACCUAUACACAAAGAGUUCAAGAAAUUUCAACAUUCUCCAGAGCUGGGAAGGAUCUUCAAUGAAGCCGAUCAGGAGAUACGGGAUAUGGGGUUCAAGAAACACGCAUUCAACUUGCUCAUCAGUAAUCGUCUGGGCUAUCAUCGGGAUAUACCUGAUACCAGAGACCCAAGAUGUAAAGAAAAAAACUACCCAAUCAAUUUACCAUCUGCAAGCAUCAUUAUCUGUUUUUAUAAUGAAGCAUUAUCAACACUGCUUCGGACAAUUCAUAGCAUUUUGGAUCGAACUCCUGCCCAUCUUUUGCAUGAAAUUAUCCUAGUAGACGACAGGAGUGAUUUCAUCGAAUUGAAAGAUGAGUUGGAGCAGCAUUUUGCUGAUAACCAUUUUAAAGUGAAGCUGAUAAGGAAUGUAAUGCGAGAAGGAUUAAUACGGAGCAGAAUAGUUGGAUCGUCUCAUGCAACAGGUGAUGUGCUGGUGUUUAUUGACAGUCACUGUGAAGUCAAUGAGAUGUGGUUGCAACCUCUUCUGGCUGUAAUCAAGGAGGAUUACCACACUGUAGUGUGCCCACUAAUUGAUAUCAUCAAUGCUGAUACACUAAUCUACAGCUCAUCUCCAAUAGUGAAAGGCGGGUUUAAUUGGGGACUGCACUUCAAAUGGGAUCCUGUGCCUGCUGCAUUGCUGAAUGGACCUAAUGGAGCAACUGAACCAUUCAAAUCACCUACAAUGGCAGGAGGACUGUUUGCAAUGAACCGGGAUUACUUCAAUAAACUUGGGCAAUAUGACAGUGGCAUGGAUAUUUGGGGAGGGGAAAACUUGGAAAUUUCCUUUAGGAUUUGGAUGUGUGGUGGGCAGCUGAAAAUAGUUCCGUGUUCACGUGUUGGACAUAUUUUCCGCAAAUGGCGUCCAUAUGGUUCACCAGGCAGAGUGGAUACCAUGGCUUACAACUCCCUGCGUCUGGCUUAUGUCUGGAUGGAUGAAUACAAGGAGCAAUUCUUAUCCUUGAGACCAGAGUUGAGGAAGCAAAGUUAUGGUGACAUCAGUGAACGUAUAGAGUUGAGAAAGAAGCUGAACUGUACAUCGUUCAAGUGGUAUCUAGACAAUGUCUACCCAGAAAUGGAAGUUAAUAGGCCAAAUGAAAAAACAAAAGUUGAACAGGCGCUAUUUGUUAAUAAAAAUCCCAAGCGAUCUAAAAUACUGCAGCAGGGAAGGCUGUACAAUCUACAGACAAGUAAAUGUCUGGCUGCCCAGAAAUAUCCUGAUCAAAAAGGAGGAAAAGUGGUGGUUAAAGAUUGUGAUUGGACAGAUUCAAAUCAGGUUUGGAUUUAUAAUGAAGAACAGGAUCUGAUUCUGGCCAACCUUCUUUGUUUGGACACAUCUGAAGGCCACUCAUCAGACUCUCCUCGUCUCAUGAAAUGUCAUGGUAGUGGAGGAUCACAGCAGUGGACUUUAGGGGUUAAUAAUUCCUUAUAUCAGAUAUCGGCUGGACAGUGUCUAAAAGUGAUUGAUCCUGAUAGUCCUAAAGGAUAUGUUGCCAUGGCAAUUUGUGAUGGUUCUGGAUCGCAGCAGUGGAAGUUGGGUAACUGAUCAAAAAUUCAAAGGCUCCAUGUGGAACAUUUAGACAACUGCCUGAGACUGUUUCCGAGAUGUAACAGUGUAGAAAGGACAGAAUUAAUGUUUGAAGUAGAGACGCUGAGGAUCUUGGUACAAUUACUCACUUUUAAUUGGGUGAACUGGAAUUUUAUCAAAGCAUUUUGACCAUUUUUCACAUUAGACUCUUUUACCACUAUUGCAAGAUGAAACUUUUAACUUAGGAGAAAAAAAAGGAAAGAACCAUGUUUUUAUUUAGAGGGGAAAAAAAAAGCCAAAUAUUCAGCCUUGAGUAUGAUGGUAACUUAAAAGAACAUCAUAUUUAAAGUAAAUUUCCUCGGUGACUCGAAUGGUAAAUAUAACUGCCCUAUAAACUGUGUCUUGCAGGCCAAGUGUAAUAUUUGAUGCCUCAUCUGUGUUGACAUUGAUGAUUUCUGGUUAGGUGCAGUAAAGAUGCUGCACUCUGCUGCCUUCCUUUGGACGAGAUAGGAAAAAUCAGUCCAGGUUCCGGCUUUGCUGAUUCUCAACUGUUAUGCAGGGUUGGAAAGUAAGUGUGCUUGUGGCAGGAUCUGAUUUGACCACAGUAGCUCCAACAGUUGAAUUGUCUGCCAUAACUCCUCAUUUGAGCUUGUAUGACAAAUGAGUGGCCUCCUGAUGCAAUAUGAUAAAAGUAGCUGGCAAUCAUGGAACUGUACCAAAGCAUACAUAAAGGAAAAAUAUCAAAUUAGCCUGGUAUAAAUUAACUUAAAGUUAUCAAUCUGUUUUUUUCUGAAUUAAGUGCACCAUUUCUAAUGACACAUAUUGAAUAUGCCUUUUGUCACUUCCUGCUCUAUUCAGAGGAAUGUGUCCGAAAAGAGGGCAGCAAUGUUAUUUGGUCACAGGUUUGCAACUUAAACUUCUUCAGAAAUUAUGAAAAUAAAUGAAUUUGUCCAUUUAAAGUCAUGUUUUAAUGGUCAAUGUUUGUAAAAUAGUUAAAAUCAUAGUUGUAUUAUAUAAUAAAGACAGCUAAUUAAAGUGAUAGCACUAAUUUGA
This is a messenger RNA of Pristis pectinata (smalltooth sawfish), 3031 nucleotides long. RefSeq names its product polypeptide N-acetylgalactosaminyltransferase 11-like. Bases 191 to 1996 code for a protein of 601 amino acids. Gene Ontology annotation, biological process: regulation of Notch signaling pathway. Lineage: Eukaryota; Metazoa; Chordata; Chondrichthyes; Rhinopristiformes; Pristidae. Gene Ontology annotation, molecular function: Notch binding. The transcript has 12 exons. Gene Ontology annotation, cellular component: Golgi apparatus. The record is from RefSeq and is a predicted model, not a curated record.